GGCCGGGCGGGGCGGGUGAGUCAGCGGCCGCCGCUGGGUCAUGCUCGGACAUGCCGCGGCCGAGCUAAGCCCCGACUUGCCCCGAGCGGCGCCGUUUAAAAGCCGGCGGCGGCGCUCGCUGCCCGCGUCUGUCGCCUGCAGGCGGAUGCGCAGCGCCAGCCCCGCGCCGCCAUGUCCGCCGCCGCGGAGCGCCCGGACUCCGCCGCCGCUGCCGAGCAGGAGGCGCUGGUUAGACCAAAACCUUUGUUGCUGAAGUUGUUGAAGUUUGCUGGGGCAGAAAAGGAUAUUUUUACUAUGAGGGAGGUAAUGUUCUAUCUUGGCCAAUAUAUUAUGACCAAACAAUUGUAUGAUGAAAGAGAGCAGCAUAUUGUCCACUGUGAAAAUGAUCAUCUUGGAGAUCUCUUUGGAGUACCAAGCUUUUCAGUAAAAGAGCACAGGAAAGUAUAUUCAAUGAUUUCCAGAAACUUGGUAGCAGUUGGUCCACAAGAAUCUACAGCUUCUAACACAUCAGAGAAUGAUGCCAGCUCUACUCUUGAAAAAGGAAAUGUUCUAAAGGAAGGCAUUCAGGACUUAGAAGAGAAACAGCCCUCCCCACAUUCAAGUGUUAGACCCACUACCUCUUCUAGAAGAACCCGCAGUGAAUCUGAAGAUGAUUCCUCGGAUGAAUGGCCUAGCGAAAGAAGAAAACGGCACAAGUCAGACAGCAUUUCGCUGACUUUUGAUGAAAGCCUGUCAUGGUGUGUAGUAAGUGGGCUAUGCAGAGAAAGAAGCAACAGCAGCGAUUCAACGGACUCUCCUUCAAUUCCUGAUCUUGAUGCUCGUUCAGUAAGUGAAAACUCUGAUUGGCUUGAUCAUAGUUCUGUCUCAGACCAAUUCAGUGUUGAGUUUGAAGUAGAGUCUAUUUAUUCAGAAGAUUAUAGCCACAAUGAAGAAGGUCAGGAACUCACAGAUGAAGAUGAUGAGGUAUAUCAAGUAACUAUAUAUCAGACUGAAGAGAGUGAUGCCGAUUCAUUUGAUGAAGAUCCUGAAAUUUCACUAGCUGAUUAUUGGAAGUGCCCUAAGUGUAGUGAAAUGAACCCUCCUCUCCCACGGCAUUGCCACAGAUGCUGGGCUCUUCGUGAGGACUGGCUUCCUGAUGAAAAGAACUACAUAUCAGAAAAGAGCGAAUUAAAAAGUUCCACUCAGCUUGAACCUGAAGAAGGUUUUGAUGUUCCAGACUGUAAGAAGGUGAAGAUGGAUGAAGGUAAAGAGCCAGAUGUUGAAGAAAGUGAUGACACUGCAGUACAAGCCUCUGAAUCUCAGGAAAGUGAGUACUCUCAGCCAUCUACAUCUAGCAAUAUCUUUUGUAGCAGUCAAGAAGACAAAGAGUCACAAGAGAAAGAGGAGAAUACAGAAUCCAGUCUACCUAUUACCAGCAUAGAGCCCUGUGUUAUAUGUCAAAGUAGACCAAAAAAUGGCUGCAUAGUACAUGGCAAGACAGGGCAUCUCAUGUCAUGUUUUACAUGUGCACGGAAACUAAAAAAGCGGAAUAAGCCCUGUCCUGUCUGUAGGCAGCCAAUUGAGAUGAUUGUGUUAACUUAUUUUGGUUAGGAGGAUGUUGAACAGAACAAGUGCAGUAAAGCAAAAACGUUGCAAGAUUUCAUGGACCAAAACCAUUACUUUAAUAAAGCCACAAGCUAUUUUUGUAUGUUUGAAGACUUAUUUUGGAGGUUUGCUUCUGAAACGAAUAAUAUUUGCACUGGAUUUAUAGCUGAACACACUCUACAUUUAAUCAUUUUGGAGGUUCUCUUAAAUGGAAAUAAGUUUUGUUUCAAGAUUUGAGCAAGAUUUUCUACCAAGAGUCACAUCCCAUAUGCAAAUAGUAAUGACACUUGUGUAAGUGGGUAACAUACAUGUUGUAAAAACAGGAAUUCAAGGCUCAUCAGAAGAGACUUCUUGUAGAAGUUUUAUUCUUGGAAGUCCUACCUCUAUUUAAUCGCUAUAUAUAACAUUUGUAAUGAGAUAGGGAAGUAAAAGCAAUAUAUUCUAGUCUAUUUCUUAGUGAAGACACAAUAGAAGAUUAGAACUCCAGAGAAAUGACUUUUUGGAAAAAUAACAGUUUGACUAAUUCAUCCUUACAAUGUAAAUUGAUAUGGAUAGGUAAAUUAAGGGGAAGUACGUCUGCUGACUUAAAGUAACUUCAAAAAAUGUGAAAAUUAGUAAAGCAUUUCGAAUAGUCAUCUGUUUCCGUUAAAAAAAGGAAUGGAAAGGAGUGAUUGGGAUGCGGGGGCCGUUAUCUUUACAAAAACAAAACUACAUUUUAGUCACUAUAUAACUUGUGGUUUUGACACCAUCUGUGGUUGAAAAUAGUACAUUUCUUGAGCCUAACUUCAAAGUUAGUUUUUCUAAUGAGCAUAACUAAAAUGCAUUCAUUAGAGUUCUAAUGAGCCUAACUUCAGCCAAGACAAAAUAGGAGUUAAGGUUUUAAAGGCAUAAGCAUUUUUAAAGUCAGUAAUUUUCCUGUUGUUUAUGCCUAUGCUGUAAGGUGGUUGUAUUUUUCUUGGCUUAUUUCUGAUAAUUGAAGAAUUUUGAGGUACUAGACUAGCCAGUUACUUGGUGAAGUAAGACUUUAAAAACCAAUUUGUUAUGACAUUAUAGGGAAAAUUGUAAUGUGUUUAAAACGAUGAGUUACAAUUUUUUAACUCUUACAAUCUUAUUAGUUACAUUUAAAAAAAAUCAGUAUACUUUACGAAAAAGGGAAAAAUAAAACUAACUACACCUUAUGACAUGUCUAGGAAGCAUUGCAUAAUUUCUGUAGGAUAUUUACAAAUUGAACUGAUGGCAUAUUUUUGUGCUGAAUUCCUAGAGGUAGCAAAAGUGCAUUUAUAUACUAAAUAAUUUUUAUGCAAUUAAGUUAUUCGGUUUGCUUUGAAUAGCUACUUCUGUAUAAUAUCCUUAUUGGGAGUUUCUCCUUUCUUUUGCCUGGUGUGGUGCUCCUGAAGAAAGUAAGAUUAGAGGAGCAGAUUUUUGGGGCCUGUCUAACUUUGAGAGGCAGUGUUCCCAUACAGUCCACCGAAUAAAGAAUGGUGAAAAUAUAAAUGUUUUUGACUUCAGAUACUGAGAUCCUGUGUGAUCACAAAGAUUGUACUGCUUAUUUAUACUACAGCUCUCUUAGCUUGGAAGCUCCAAAACUGGUCUAAAAAUGCUUGUUCAUUAUAAAUUAUUCUUGUAUGGGAAGGGGGUGUCACUGUGUAGAUUCUAUUUAGGUUUAAAAAAAAUAGCACCUCUGACUACAGUAGUCAUACAGAAUCGGUGUAGACCAAGUCCAAGAUGUAUAGACGACCAGGAAGUGGGCAAGUAGAUGACGUAGAAACGAAGAGCUAGAAACUACACAGUAGAAUCUUACUGAAGUUGUUGAUUUUAAUUUGCACAUAAAGAAUUUUUUCUUGCCUCAGUUUUUAACAGAGACUGAAUUGCCUAGAAUGGCUGUAAGGUUUUUUGUUGUUUAUUUUUGCAAAAUACAGCUCAGAAUGUUUGUCUAGAAUGUUUUUGAAGUAGGGACAUACUGUGAUUCAGUUUUUCCUUGCUACUGUUUAUCAGAAAACAUAUUGGAUAUUUUUUCAGUUUUGCUCAUUUGUAAAUCCUUACUUUUCAGCAUUGCAAUGCAAUUUUUGUCAUUGGUUGGAGGCUCUUCAUAUUGGUUAGUAGUAACCUUUUCCUCCUGAGUUUUGGCAAGAAAUGUUUCCCUUCUUAACAACUUUUAUUCUUCUGGUCAGAGUGUUUUUAAAAGUGACGUUUCUCAUUACAGUAAAAGAUGUUUACCGGCGCACCCCCCCCCCGCCAAUUCCCCACUCUUGCCAGAUAUCUAACGGGGGGAGGCCAGCGGCUGGAUGCCGAGCAGGAGCAGCACACGGUGGUGGGUGGCAGCAGUGGCGUGCAACGUCCCCUCUCCCCCCCUUGCAUCUGGUCAGCCGGCCAGUAAUUCCAGUUAGUAGUGUGCCAGUUAUUAAAAUGCUGGUUCACACAGCUUUUACUAUUUUUGAUAUGUAUAGUUCCUUUUGGCUCUCCGACUUAUUAGUCACCCAAGGAAUGAAUCAUAAAUACUCCUACAAGAAAACAGCUUGUUCCCCUUUCUUAGAAAUAUUUGUGGUGUCUGAUACACGCCUCCUUUUUCUCAUCUGCAUAUGUUGAAAAGAGCUCACCAAACUUUAGUGGCAUGGAGGAAAUGUAUUCAGGCCACAACAGUAGUUCCAGACUCAUCCUUUUGUAAUGGAUGAGCAUCUUUUGAUCUUCAUCAAGUGAUGUUUUCUGAGGGUUAAAGUAUAUGUUCAGCCUUCAAGAGCUCUUUAAAAGCACAGCUUCUAUUUUUUCUAUGCUGUUAAUAAAUAAAGGUGAUGAAACUUUCAGCAGCUCCUCUAGAGAAAACCAAGAGGUUGGGGGUUGUAGGUAGUACGGGAAGAUAAAUGCAGAGUUGUAUGUAGUUUAAGGGACAUGAUUAAGCAGCCACAUUGACCAUAUCAAAAACUGUAAUUUUGUAUACAACAAUCAUGACUUUUCAGCAGCUGAAUUUUUUAUGGGAAUUGGGGUGCACAUUUAUAAUUGAUGAAAUAUGGUAGUUUCUUCUACUUAAGCCUCUGCCCUGGAAAGUGAAAGUAAAGCUGCACCAAUGCUGCAUGUAGGGCCCUAGCUACUGGUUGUAGACACAGUCUUUCUCUACAGCUCCCUUCCUUCCCCGCCCCACCCCGCCCAAGGGGGUUUUCAAGGAAAUAUUUCCCCACCCUUCAUUCUGCCAUUCAAAAACAAGGUGCAUACUCUGUUCAGGGGUACAUUGUACAUGAGAAAAUACAGUAGAACUUAUUUUUGAUUGUCUCCUUGAUGCCAUCCCAAUCCUAUGCUUCAGUGUAAGAGUUUUAUAGUGGCUGCAGGGGAAGUCACAGGACAAGGCAAAAGGAUAAAUCCAGUAUUCCAAAUUUGAAACUUUUUGAAGCCAAAGGUCUCUCUUUCUCAUUAAUUUCAGUUGGAAACAGUUGCUGUGACAUUGCACGUUUAUUCUUUACUUCCCUUCUCCUUCACCCUAUGGCAUUUGAAUUAUAACAAAGUUGCAGCUUUAUUCUAAAAAAAACCCAGCAGGUUUAGCCACUGCGUUGAGUCCCUAAUCGACUAGGGACUUUUCUUCAGUAAGGUUUAAAAUAUAGUCCAGAAAAGUAUGUGCUUUACCUAAAAGAAAAAAAACUGUCAGUUGGCACAACAACCCACAUUAUUUGUUACAGGUGUUCAAUCCCAUUCUUUUCUCUAGUCUUGUGAAUUCUUUCUGAAUUCAAAGAUUAGAAAGAAAAUAGACAGUCCCAUUUGACCAAAUUAAAAAAAGAGAGAGAGAGAAAAAAGUAAUUACUUUGUUUUAAAGCACAGUUGGGGAAGCCUUCAAAAACAUGUCUUAAAACAAGGAGGAAGUCCACAGUCCCAAUCCACAAAUGUAUUUAGAUGCCUGAUUCCUCUUGAAGUCAACGGGAGUUAAAUGCCUAAAUACCUUGGUGGAGGUGGGCCCCAAGAGUUCACUGAGUUCUGUUCCAGUUUCUAUAAAACUGGGUAAAUUAAGUGAAAUCAAGGCAGGUUGGUGGUAACCAAUCUUCAGACCAUCUCCAUUUCUUAAUGUUUAAAUUAUUGGUAGGUAGAUUAAUGAACUGGGUGUAAUAGAACAGGAAUAGAAAAACAGUGAUAAAGAAACUUCACGGGCUCUGUACUUGCAUAGCUCUAAAAUUCAACACAUUUAAUGUUGUAAUUCAGUUGUUCAUUUAUUAUUGCCUCUAAGUGGUCAGGUAUGUCUGUUUUAUCAGUGCUUGCUAGCUUUAAUUUAUUAUUCACAUGGAUAUAAUUUAUUGUGUACAUAAACCUAAAAGCAGGCUUUUUUUGAGAUCAAAUAGGUUUGCUUUCUGUUUUUGUUUGUUUGGGUUUUUUUAUGGAGCUGAAAAUUUAUGAGAGUAAAUGCUAUGUAUAAUAUGGAGUGGGCUUGCUUCUUCCAUCAUCUUUCCUAGGAUCCUAUGUACUUCAUUAACAGAGUUUUCUGUUAAUGAAACUGGUAAGUUAAAACUGCAAAAUUAGUAAACAAAAAAAAAAAAAAAGAGGAGGAGCUGGAGUCCUCUGAAAAUCCAACAGGUCCUGACCAGUGCUAUUGUAGCAAGAAUUCUUCAGCACCCACCCACUUUCCACAGAACCACGACAUCGCUGGCUGCAACUGAGAGGUUGAAGACUGGUUGCUUAUAAUUUGAAAAGCACAUUUCAUUCAGUGGAAAACUAACGCAAGCUCAAAGGCUGUGGAAGGAAAUCUUGUUCAAUAAUGAGUUCUGCUUGGCUACGAAUAAAUGACCAGCAGAGCAGGAAAAACCUGGAAGAUCUCCCAGCAAAAUCUUUAAAACCAUAGAACAAGGAUCUUGUUCAUCCAUAGAUUUAACUUUGUAUUUAACUGCUGCCUGCCUGCCUGAAAUUUUACAAAAGGUACAAUGCUUUGAAAUGUUUCUCUUAAGAGUACCCAAAAAAAGAUGGUCUUUGUGUCUUUUCUAUUAACGUUUCAAAUUGUUCCUGUAGUGUUGCUUAGGCUCAGGAUAUCACCAGCAUUUGUUUCUGUGCUCAAGUAAGAUACAACUUCAUAUUGGAAAUGUGCUGGUUUUGAGUGUGUGAGGGUCUUGGGUAGGGAGAGGGUGUUCCUGUAAAUGCAUAUGCCUUUGUGUUCACUCCAUUGUUUUGGAAGAAAAACUCUGCAAUUUUCCUUAUGGAAAUUUGUACCUCAGAUUGCCUAAGCAGUUCCAACAAAAGUGGAGUCCUCUGUGCACAUCUUAUAUAAAGGUAAAACCAAACUCCACAUUUACACAGUUCUAAGAUUAAAUUUAAAAUUUCAGUGCAGAUGGGGUAUUUGCAAUAGGAUUUUUAAAAAAAUUUAUGCAACAACCUCCUUACAGUCCAGUAAAAAUGUUUUAAAAAAUGAAGAAAAGCUUACAGUACUUAGAAGUAAUAACAUAUGUUGUUAUACUCUAAUAACACAGGCACCUUGAAAGUUCCAAGUGAACAAAUCUUUGUAAUAAAUCUUCUACUGUUAAUAAAAAUCUAGCAUUAUAGGAAUGGAAUCUGUCUCCUGAUUUUAUCAGUAUAUUACUUUAAGAAGGCUGACUUUUUAAAAGGGUAUGGGGUUUUUUUGGCUAAAAAUUAAAAUGUUUGAGGUAAUAUGGAUGAGCACUACUGUGAUAAGAAUAAGAUAAGAUAAAUAUACAGACUCAAUCCCGCAGUGUCUUUUUGCAUCCAGAAUAUCUUGUUGCUCUUGAAUACAGAAGCGUUGCAGGAUUGGGCCCUUUAAUGCUUCACAUAAGACUGUUUUGUAGCAAUUUCAAAUACCUAUACAAUGAGGCCACUACACACAGAGCUGAGGUAAGGAUGAUUUUAAUGGCUUUUGAUAUUAAGUAUUCUAGAAAGGAUUUGCAAUAACAAAUACAGUGAAAGCCCUGUUAUCCAGGUUUUUACUAACUGGCAUUUCCAGCCGAACACGCGGGGGCGGGGGGGAGUUCGCCUGCAGCAGCCACCACACUGCACUGCUGCCGCUCUGCAUGUGACUGCCGCCACCCACUGUUCCACACGUGGCCAGAAACCCUUGUACCUCAGAUACCCAGCACACCAUGUUCCCCACUCAUGGCAGAAAACAGGGCUUUUACUGUACUCAACUUUGUCUUCAACUUUCCAUUAAAAUGAAAUGGACUUAAAAAGUGCAUGUGAGAGAGUUCACUUGAAGAGAAGUCAUUUAAUUUCUUGGGGGAAGGGGAUGAAGGGGAGAAUAUUAUUAUUGAUUGCCUAUUUACAUCUUGUUGUUUGAAAUAAGCAACUUGCUUGACGAAUUUUAGAUUUUAUUUUCUGUUUAAAAAUACUGCAGACUGAAUAAAGACCUUUUUAAAUAUA
Molecule: messenger RNA, 7917 nt
Organism: Alligator mississippiensis (American alligator)
Lineage: Eukaryota; Metazoa; Chordata; Crocodylia; Alligatoridae
Gene: MDM2
Product: MDM2 proto-oncogene
Exons: 10
Coding region: 172-1590 (472 amino acids)
Biological process (GO): regulation of cell cycle; negative regulation of apoptotic process
Cellular component (GO): nucleus
Molecular function (GO): identical protein binding; ubiquitin protein ligase activity
Source: RefSeq, a predicted model, not a curated record